This is a messenger RNA of Solenopsis invicta (red fire ant), 2962 nucleotides long. RefSeq lists its product as uncharacterized. The record is from RefSeq and is a predicted model, not a curated record. The transcript is spliced from 6 exons. The coding region runs from base 201 to 1016 and encodes 271 amino acids. Lineage: Eukaryota; Metazoa; Arthropoda; Insecta; Hymenoptera; Formicidae.
GCUGUUAUGCGAGUCACGUGCUAUAGCUUGACGCUUCUGAUUGGUUGUCGCAGCCACUUCUUGCACGUGGCUGUAAAUCAAACCCUUACUUGUGUGGUUCCAACGCGUAUGAAAAAGAAAGAAAUAACUCCGCCAGCAGCAUAAACAGUUGGAGCAGCACUCAGCACGUUGUUUUCGCGAGACGAGAUUCUUUUUAAGAAAUGGAACAUUGCGCCGUUGCGGGAUGCCAAAACAAAUGUGCACUUUUUCCAUUUCCUUCGGAUUUUGUUAGAAGAGUUGUAUGGAAAAAAAUACUGGACAUUAAUAAAACUAUUCCUUGCAACAGUUAUGUGUGCAUUCUCCAUUUCGAAGACAAAUACAUAGAUCAAACUGGAUUAUUACCAAAGCUGAAAGAAAAUGCUGUUCCAUAUCUAAUUAAAAAUAUGGAGACUAACAGAAUGGACACAAACAAAACAGACUCAAUGCCCGGACCUUCAUAUGUGCGAGUGAAAGUAGAACAAAAUGUCGAUGAACACGAUCCGCCAAGUGAUUCUGAUGAUUCAUCAUACGAAUUUUCAGGCGUACGAGUAAACGUAGAAAAUAAUGCUGAAAGUGACGAAAGUGGUUUGCGAUCUUCUGUCAUUUGUUCGAGAGAUAACGAAGAGACGAAUGCUUCCUCAUCGAAAACGCGGGAGCCAACUCGAAACGAGACAAUAAAAGUCCCGCUCGAAAGGCCACAGAAUUCUUCAAACAUUCGGGAAGUGAGUACCAACACAAUGAGUGCAGCUUCCAAAUGUGACAAAGGGACAAAUACUUCGCUCUGCUCAUUACCAGAAGAACAGAAAUCAACUGAGGAUCAAGCCACGAGAAACUCGUUCAAAAGAAUAUUGAAUACGAAUUCUUUAAAAGUGAAAACAGUUAAAAAAGUCAAGAAUGCAGAAAAAAAAAUCAAAAUGUUAAAACUGCAAAUUAAGCGAAAAAAUGAGAAAAUUGAUAGUAUGAAACGUAUUAUCCAGGAAUGUUUUAAUAUGAUGUAAGAAUGUAUGCAGGACAUAACUGUCCCAAGUUUGUAUGCUUAUUUUAUUUUUUUAAAACAUUAUACAUAUUAAAUAUAUAUUAAUAUGGUUUUAAGAUAUUUUUAAUAUAUUAAUAUAAUUUUAAUAUAUUAAAAAUAUAUUGAAACCAUAUUAAUAUAUAUUUAAUAUAUAUACAUGAUUCUUCACUAUAUAUAAUUAUGUUCUUUUGUCAUUCGAAUAAAAAAUACUUUAAUAUACAUAAAAUAAAACAAGCUCGAAGAUUGAUUGAUCAUUUAACAAUUGUACACUUGACAAUUUCUCUCUCGAUUUGGAAUUUUUUUUUCUUCGAGAAACUGAAAACUAUGUAAUUAGUUGUAACAUUUAUAUACGAUUUAUUAAAUAAAGAAUUAUGAAAGAUAUUACCUAGCCAUGUUAAAGUAUAUACAUAUAUAUAAGAGAAGAAUAUUUUAUAUUUACAAAAGUAAUAAAAAUUAAUUUAAAAGUAUCGUGACGCAACGUGUGUAGAGAGUGUCGAGAAGAUUAAAAAAAAAAUAGUACCGGGAUUGAUUGUGUAUACAUAAGUUAAAUAAAAAGAUUUAUUUGCAUCGCAUGCUCUAAGAGCAUUUGAAUCACUUUCAUUAUUGAUGCGAACGUAUUGGAACGUGUUGGAGUGAGUAGGAGUUGGAGCAUACGACGCGAACAAAUCUAAAAUUACAAAAGUGAGCAAAUUCACUAGAACUUGAUCAAUAAAUUUAUAUUCUAGUAAAUUUACUUACUUUUGUAAUUUUCAUCAAGUAUAUAAUCUACUCUCUAAUUUUAUUACUGCCAUUUACUUCUGUCAGUCAAUGUUUUAUGUCUUCCUUCUCUCUCCCCCAAUUACUACAUGUAUUUUGCUCUUAUUUACUGCCAUGCAUUUAUUAAUGUUUACAUGAGUGUUUUAAAUUAACAUUAAAAUAUUUUUAAUACAUGAAGCUCUUAUACUUUUUAUUUCAGUACUACAAUUGAAAAAAACUAACUUCGCGUAGACUACACCCUUAACAUGCUUAACUGAUCCCAAGCUGAGAUAAAGAAGGAGGCUAUACGGGCCAGCCUACCCGCAGGAAAAACCAUCGUUCCCAAAACCAAAAAUGUAAGGUUCUCAGAAAAGAUCGGGAACAUUAACGACCCGACAAGAUCAAAAAGAAAAAUGAAAGUGAAGGGACAUGAAAAUAUGUGCCCUCUCGAAAAUAAAAAAAAGGGAGGAAAAGGAAAUCUUAAAAACGAAGAGUAAAUUCUAAUAUACAGCAGACUAGAAAUAUCACGACCCCAAGAGGAGAUCACCAAAACGGUGGUACGAGAUCUGGACAUCGACAUCUCAGAAAUAGCAAACGUCCUAGUAAGAGCUGCAAUGAUGGAAAUAACAGGACAAAGUCUUACAACAAGAAUUGAAAAAAAAAAAGCGACAGUAAUUGGGACAGUUGCCCUACACGUAUUAAAGAAAUGUAAGUUUUGUAUAUCAUUGACAAUUUUAGACAUUGAAAACAUUUUAUUCAGUCAGUAAGAAGCAUUCUACAUGAUGAUAAUAAUAAUCAUAGUAUAAUCCGUGGUAAUAAUAAUAAUAAUUAAUAAUCAUAAUAAUUCAUUCGUAAUAACCACCAUUUGUAAAUGUACAAGGUAAACUUUCUCUCUCUCUGUCUCACCUUUUAUUUCUCUUUCUCUCUCUCUCUCUCGCUCUUCGUUUUCGCAAUCUCUCUCGCUCACACUCGUUGAGAAUUGUUAUUUAUAUAGUGUAUAGAUAAAAUUACAGAAAAAUUCACCAAUAUAUAAAUCAAACGUCGUUACUCUUCAAAGACUAUGAAUGUAGUCAAUAAAUCAUCCCUAUCAUCAUUCCGUCUCUGCUGCAAAGAUACUUCUUGAUACUCUUCUUUCUUUCUUUUUCUUCUUUUUUUUUCAGUUCGGCAUUCGGCAGCGUUGUUGGAUUUGAAGGA